Molecule: messenger RNA, 1257 nt
Organism: Vanrija pseudolonga
Lineage: Eukaryota; Fungi; Basidiomycota; Tremellomycetes; Trichosporonales; Trichosporonaceae
Product: Adenylyltransferase and sulfurtransferase MOCS3
Exons: 6
Coding region: 23-1240 (405 amino acids)
Biological process (GO): protein urmylation; tRNA wobble position uridine thiolation
Cellular component (GO): cytoplasm
Molecular function (GO): thiosulfate-cyanide sulfurtransferase activity; URM1 activating enzyme activity; nucleotidyltransferase activity
Source: RefSeq, a predicted model, not a curated record
CACUGACUAACAACAUCUCGCCAUGACAGCACCACCACCACUACCACGAGACGUGCCAGAUGACGAGGGCUACCCGCUCUCGCUCGACGAAUACGCGCGGUACGGGCGGCAGAUGAUGAUGCCAGACUGGGGCCUGGAAGGCCAGCUCAAGCUCAAGGCGGCGCGCGUCGCGGUCAUCGGCGCGGGAGGGCUCGGCUGUCCGCUCCUGCAGUAUCUCGUCGGCGCGGGAGUCGGCACCAUUACCAUCUACGACCACGACACCGUGUCCGCGAGCAACCUGCACCGGCAGGUGCUGCACACGACCGAGCGGGUGGGGAUGAACAAGGCUUUGUCGGCGUGCGUUGCGCUCGCGGCCCUCAACCCGCACGUCAACCUCCAGCCGCGGCCCGAACCGAUCCUGCCCUCCACCGCGCUCGACCAGCUGCGGGACCACGACCUGGUCGUCGACUGCACCGACCGCCCGUUCACGCGGUAUCUGGCCAACGAUGCGGCGGUGCGGCUGUCCCUCCCGCUCGUCUCGGGCGCAGCGAUCGCCUCGGCGGGCCAGUGGGCCGUGUACGGCGGGAGCGUAGGCACUGCCCGCCGCGCAUGCUAUCGCUGCCUGUGGCCGCGCGUCGUCGGCGACGCGGGCAGCUGUGCGGAUAACGGCGUGUGGGGCCCUGUCGUGGGCAUGGUUGGCACCGCGAUGGCGAGCGAGGCCAUCAAGCUCGUGAUCGGGCGGGAGGACGCCCAGCCCCUGCUCCAUCUGCUCCACCUCGGCGGCGCGCCCCUCGUCCGCAGCGUGCGCAUGCGCGGGCCGAGCGUGAAGUGUAUUGCCUGCGGACCUGACGCGACGAUCACCGACGACCUCGAGGCGGUGGGCUACGACGAGUUCUGUGGCAUUACGCCGCAGGACGAGGAGACGGGCCUCGUCGCCGGCGGUGUGGGCGAGCGCAUUGGGGUCAAGGACCUCGCAGAGAUCCUCUCCCCCGAGGUCGUGCUCGUCGACACGCGCCCACCGACAGAGUUUGGCAUUUGUGCGCUGCCCCACUCGACAAACAUUCCCCUCCAGACCAUCCUCGCCACGCCCGACGCUGUGCCGUCCGCCUCUGACAUCCUCUUCAUCUGCCGCCGUGGCAACGACAGCCAAAUCGCAGCGGCGCGUCUGCGGACAGCACGUCCAGACGCGCGCGUGCGCGACGUCCGCGGCGGGCUGACUGCCUGGAGCCGGGACGUGGACCCCAAGUUCCCCGUGUACUAGUCAUUCGCCUCUGUCAC